CACCGCUACACUUCUCAAGAAAGAAGAAAAGGAGAUGUGUAAUUUAUGCGGCACGCGUGAUGAAUGUGUUCUACAGCAGACAAUGUCCGCCAUUCAAGAUGCCACAGCAACAGACAUUGCUGCAAGAAGGGAACUCAAUGUCAUAGAAACAGCUACUGUUUCUCCCAAAAAUGGUGAGGAAAGUCAUUACACAACCCAGGUCCAGUUAAGAGAAAAUAAAACACAUACGAGUUCAGAAUUAGUGGUAAAAGAAAACAAUACAUCAUUGAAUGGAAAUGUAAUGGGGCAAGAAGAGUCACAGAACAAAACGUUCCCAGAUAAUGCAGAAAAUGAAAGUGAUAAACAAAUCGAGCACAUGACUGUUGAGAACAUAAAUGGCAACAAGGAAGAGAUUCAUGACAUAAUCCAGACAACAGAGAGGGAAAUUGAAAAGACCUCAGAAAGCCAAAGAGAAGAGAUUACCACAUCCUCAGUAGCAUGUGGUACCGCCAAUAAAUAUGUAAAUAGUCUUCUUCCCAAUGAUUCAGGGAAUAUAAAGCAACAGGAUAACAUAAUGGAAAAGGAGUACCUUGAUGCGCUGAGUGAUGCUACUGACCCCCAAGUGUCUUGUUAUAUUACAGCACCAUUAUAUGUUCUACAGCAACUAAAAUGCCAGAUAAUUAAUAGCAUGAGUUCUUUAAUAAUGAGUGAUUAUGAAGAGUUGGUCAGCAAUGUCAUCACUAUUGAAUGUUCAGAUAGGGAAAAGAAAAUUCCAUUUCCAAUAUGCAUUGCAAUUCCAUUUACUGCACAUUAUAGGGGAAAUUACAGAGACAUCAUGGUGAAAGUGUGUGACGUGAACCUUCAAUCAAGUUACUUAAACCCAAAUUCAUUGGAAGGAAUGAGAGGAAGUUAUAAGGGGAGCUGUGCUACAGUGAAAGUUUACAAGUUGGGCAUCUUUUCUGUUGUGUCUUCUUUAAAGAAGGAGUCCUUCACGGUAACUAAGAAAGGCCUCACUCUUAAGUCGAACAUGGAUUCCAGAAUAUCCUUAAAUUACCCUCCAGGAGUCUUCAGCUCACCGGUGCUUGUACAACUAAAGAUCCAACCAGUUGACCCAUCUCUGGUGGCAUAUUUAAAAACACAGCAAGAUACUUCCUACUCUGUACUAUCCACAAGCCCUCUGAUUCAUGUUCAGCACCCAUCAACUCAUCCUUUUCAGAAGCCAGUCACUGUAUUCCUACCUUGUUCUCCACAUCCUGAUAAGAAGAAUCUUGCGUCUGAGAUAGAGCAUAAAAGAACAGCUCGUGCCACAACAAACAGGAUCACACCUUCGUAUUUCAACUGGACAAAAAGCACGUCCAUAAGAAAAUCUGGGAAAAAUGCCUGUGAAUCUUUGAAAUUACUGGGAUUCAGAAGCCGAGACAGUGGUUGGUUUGUGCUUGACGAUGUCGUGGUGAGAACCGUACAGAAUGGCUUGAUAUCAUUUGAAUUGUGUGAACAUUUAGAUAGGUUUAUUGUGUUUCACCUGUCUUCUGUCGUGGACAAUAGCCAUUUGCUUACUCUUGUGAAAUCUUUAGAGGAAGCCAUGCUCAGCACCACCGCCUGCCUCGUACUGUCUCACCAGAAGGACAAUCCACACAGAAUAGCUAUUUUAGUAGUGCCUUCCAAAGACGUACACCAGACGCUUAAGAGCUUGCGUGUGGAAGGGUUUGGGGGACCUCCAGAGCCAUCUCGGCAUUUCCAAGUAAGAGAAGGAGACCAACUUCUUUUACGGUUUACUGGAAAUAUAUUUGCCUCAAGCAAUGGGAAGGAUUAUGGAAAAGACUACAAACUGAUUUUUCAUUUGCAAAGAAAACCCAGGCUGAAACUCCAAAUCAAAGAGGUGGAUGAAUUUGGAAACUAUAGCUGCCCUCAUUAUAAGGGCGCCAUUGUUGUUUAUAAAAUACCUAAAGAGAAGAUAAUCCCCAACUUGGAUCAAUCUCUCAUUGUUUAUGAAAACCAUGAGUUGCCAAUUUGCAAAUUACCAUUGAGAUUGCCAAAGCAUAAAAAAUUAAUCAACCGUCCACAGAGUACCAAAAGAAUUUCUACAGAUCCUCUAGAAGCCCUUUGGGAUAACUUGCUCCGCUGGCUGGCUGAGGAGCUCUCCGAAGAGCAAGAACAAGCCGAGUCCCUUUCCUCGUCCCUCCCUCUGCGCCGAAGCACCGUUCAGCUCAUCAGACUCAAGAGCCCUGAUGAUCUCACAGAACAGAUCCACGAACUUCUUUGCUUCUGGAAAAAAUCACUCCCAACUUCCACAGACAAACUGCGCCUCCUGGCUCGUCAUCUCCGCAAGAUUGGCAGGAGUGAUCUUGGAGAAGCUCUUAAAUUCAAGUGGGAAAAUAAAGUGUUCACUGAGCCACAGCAGUGGUUUGAUACGGCUGCCGAGUAGAAGACGGGUCGCUCUUCCUGUUGCCCUAGAAAAAGGCGCAUGGUGGGUUUUUAAGAUGGUUUCUGUCAAUAUUUUCCUAGCAGUUUCCAAGUAACAUUGUUUGAAGUUAGACUAUUUAAUAGAUAACGCUAUUGAGAAAUCAAUUGAAACAAAUGGAAAAGCACUGAUCAAACAGUAAAAGGCAUUCCUGGGUGUUUCAUGGUUGAGGGCUGUAUUUUUUGCAAACAUGACUGUUUUGAGUUCAGGUAGACCUAAUAGCAUUUGCAACAGAGUUUGCCCUGUUUACAUUUUAAUAGCUGAGGUUGCUUUCUAAGUGCAGAGAAAAAAUAUGAUGUGAAGAAUCACUUCCUUUAUUGUUAUGUACAUAAAAUUAAACUAGUAUCCAUGACUCCAAG
Propithecus coquereli (Coquerel's sifaka) is the source of this 2799-nucleotide messenger RNA. RefSeq names its product death domain containing 1 (gene DTHD1). The transcript is spliced from 9 exons. Gene Ontology annotation, molecular function: protein binding. Bases 35 to 2404 code for a protein of 789 amino acids. Gene Ontology annotation, biological process: signal transduction. NCBI's taxonomy places the organism in Eukaryota, Metazoa, Chordata, Mammalia, Primates, Indriidae. The record is from RefSeq and is a predicted model, not a curated record.